GCCUUCACGCUGCCGAACCCAUCAUAUGUCAGUCAGACUCCCUCUCGACCAUCAAAACACCAUGUACUCUCAGUGCUGAAAGCCAUGGCUUAUCUCUUGUAUCCACACACAGUAGACGCACAAUACAAGUGCAAAGCGAUACAGAUGCAAAGCCAAAAUCGAGAAACCACACGGCUCGCGGUGAAUGGUCCUUCUGAAAAUGCAACGCAGAGCGCCCCCAAGCGAUGCUUGCUAUUGACCUCAGUCUCGUACCAGCAGCGCUGGGGGUUUCCAGCCAGUCGCUAUGGCUGAGCAUGCCAAUCCGCCGAGUAAACAGUGCAGUUUAUGGAGUUACUUUCCCAGAUCGUCUUUCACAGGACAGCGACGCUGGCCGUGACGGGUGGAGCUCAUGCAUGGACCGAUAUUGCUGGACGCGAUGCUGGCACCUGAGCAGCUGCGAUGCACGACUCUCAUCGCGCAUGAGUCGAUACCGACAUGAGUCCAUAUACGCUACCGGCGAUCACCAGACAGCCGUUCAGCCUCAAGAACGUGAACGGAAAGUAGUAGUCCUAUCGAUGCCCUCUUUCAGCCGCCGACGCGCGUCUCGGUAAUGCCGCCCAACCGUCAUCCACUCUGUAAGAGGGCAAGAUGUGAUGC
Messenger RNA from Mytilinidion resinicola, 636 nucleotides. RefSeq lists its product as uncharacterized. The record is from RefSeq and is a predicted model, not a curated record. The transcript is spliced from 2 exons. NCBI's taxonomy places the organism in Eukaryota, Fungi, Ascomycota, Dothideomycetes, Mytilinidiales, Mytilinidiaceae. Bases 225 to 590 code for a protein of 121 amino acids.